UCUCAACUCUCUUCUUGUGUGUGUGUGUGAACUUGAAGGAGAAAGUGAGCAGAGGGCCUUUUGGGGGACCGGAGAAUCGUGGUGUGAAUUGUGAAGAUGGGAGUAGAAGAUACCACCCGUUAAGAACUGGAGUCUGUUUUGAUGUUGGGAAGACAAAACAUCCAAAGCGCAGAAAUCAUGGGAGCUGAAGAAGAAAUGCUCAUCACUCUGUCUGGAGGUGCCCCCUGGGGCUUCCGACUGCAAGGGGGUUCAGAGCAGAAAAGACCCCUUCAAGUGUCAAAGAUCCGAAAGAGAAGCAAAGCAUGCCGCGGAGGCCUGUGGGAAAAUGAUGUGCUAGUAUCUAUCAACGGGAAGUCAUGUGCUGGCCUCUCCCAUGCUACUGCCAUGCAGAUCAUUGACUCCUCCAAUGGCAUGCUCAACAUCCGUGUGAAAAGGAUAGUUGGUGGUGAUCAGACCGGCCCACGGAUCCAGCGCUCCCCUUCUCCAGGGCAGCGAGUGCUCUCCCCACCAUCCCCACUCAGCCCUCCGGCUCAGCUACUCAGCCCUGAACCAGCAGGAGCCCCAGCCACCGCACAGCCCUCACAGCCACGGAGGUUGCAGAGGCACCUGGAGAGCCUCACCUCCCCGCCGGACAGUGAAGCCUACUAUGGCGAGACAGACAGUGAUGCUGACAACGUGGCCCAGGAGAAGCACCGCCGGGCUCGCAAGAAAAGCCCACGCUCCCCGCCCGACAGCACCAACAGCAAGAUGGAUGCACCUCAAGAUGAGGUGUCCCUGUCCGAACAGAGUGGCUAUGAGAGCAUGCCGGAGGCUGCUGCGCAGGUGGGACCUGAGGUGGCCAGCUCUGUCGGGGUAGCCAAGAGGGAGAUUGCCUGCCCGCCUGGCAGCCGCACAGACACUCCAUUCUCAGAAAGUGAGGGACAGUUGCGGCCACCGUCGACAGAAGGACGGGAGCCUUCUCCAGAGGCGAUGCUCCUGCCCCAUGCCACCAAGGCUAUCCGAGCAGAACGCCAUCUCAUCCCCAUGGUGGGGCCAGUGGAGCACCCGGUUGAUGAAGACCUAACGACCACAUAUGUGGAGAAAGCCAAGCAGGCCAAGCUCCACCGCCACGAGAGCAUCCAAGAGAAGAACGUGAAAGAAGCCAAAACCAAGUGCAGAACCAUUGCAUCCCUGCUGACAGACGCACCCAACCCCCACUCCAAGGGGGUGCUGAUGUUCAAGAAGCGCAGGCAGAGGGCUAAGAAAUAUACAUUGGUAAGCUUUGGGAGUGUCGACGAAGACCGCUCCUACGAGGAGGAAGACGGAGUUUUUCCAACUAGUGAGUCUGAAUUUGAUGAGGAAGGUUUCUCUGAUGCCCGAAGCCUAACUAAUCACUCGGACUGGGACAACACUUACCUGGACAUUGAAAAGGCCAAGUCUGACUCUGAACAGAAGGAAGAGAAGCAAAAAGGUUUGAGUGAAGCCUCAGGUAAAGGAGCACGAUUAUUUGAGCAGCAGAGGGAACGGGCUGGGAAGUACACAGUCGAGAAAGUCCCAGCGCAGAAGGGCUCCCAGCUUGCCCCAGCUGCCCAGCCACAGCAGGGCACGGUGAACGGAGACAUGCCUGUGCCACAGAAGGCAGACAGCGUGCCCCUCAGCAUCCACCUGGAAGGCGUGCAAGUGCCCAGCAAGCAGCCAGCCAUCCUCCCCGCUCAGCUCCUGGCACCCCCUAGCCCCACUUUCUUCCUGCCUCCCCCAAGCACCCCAGACCCCUUCUCCGCAAGCACAACGAGCAUGUUCAAUAGGUCUGCACGGCCCUUUACUCCUGGCUUUUCUGGCCAACGCCCAGCAACAUCCUCUGUCAUCUUCAGGCCAUCUGCACCCAAAAAAACUAGUGAAAGUCUGGGUGGGCAAAGCACAGCGGUUCCCACUGUCUCGCCUCUGGCUCCAGGAACACCUGCCAAUGCACCAGUGCCAACACACCGCAGUCCAGUCAGCUCCUCCACAUCUCUGUAUAUUCCUGCACCAGGAAGGCCAACAACACCACUAGAGUCACAGCCAAAAGGGGGAGGAAGUGCUCCAGAAACUAAGCCUUCUGCCAACACUGCCCGGACAUCCACCACCUCUAUCUUUCUGUCAAGUCCCUCAAAGCCAGGAGGGGAGGUGGCCUCCGCAGCAUCCCAGCCACAAGUCCCUGGAACAGCCUCUUCUUCUUUGUAUAUUAGUCCAGCACCUUCACAGCACACAAUAAGCAGUUCCCCCAUGCCAAAGCAGCCUUCUCCUGCUGUCUCACCAGCAAUGCCACGAGCUCCUUCUGAAACCUUAACCUCCAGGGAGCAGAGGAUUGCUGUGCCGGCACCCCGCACAGGCAUUCUGCAGGAGGCUCGCCGGCGGGGCAACAAGAAACCCAUGUUCAGCAAGAUUGAGGAGAAGAAGAAGAAUUCACCCAACCCUGAGCUCCUGUCUCUGGUGCAGAACCUGGAUGAGAAACCGAAAGGUGACCACCCCGGGGCAGGCUUUGAGUCUGGACCUGAGGAGGACUUCCUCAGCCUGGGUGCUGAGGCCUGCAACUUCAUGCAGUCCUCCGGCCGCAAGUUCAAGACCCCACCUCCAGUGGCUCCUAAGCCUCAGCAGCAAGGUGCUGGACUGGUAAAUGGGGCCCAGGACAUGCCUCAGCUUAAAGGCAAGGGGGCAGAGCUCUUUGCCAAACGCCAGAGCCGCAUGGACAAAUUUGUGGUGGAGACAACACCGAAGCCAGAGUCCAAGCCCAGGACCCCCUCUCCUUCCCCUUCUCUGCCCUCAUCCUGGAAAUACUCACCCAACAUCCGGGCUCCCCCUCCAAUAGCUUACAACCCAAUGCAUUCUCCUUUCUAUCCCCUGGCGGCCAGCAAAUCUCAGGCUAGCAAAGCAGAGAGCAAGGUGAAAAAGGCACCUGGCCAGAAAUCAGGGAUCAAGGUCAUUGAUUUAAUGCACCACCAGCCCUAUCAAUUAAAGUCAGCCAUGUUCUGUUUUGGGGAUCCCCCAAGCCCCAGCAUUCAGGAGUCUCCUGGUCAGCCAGCCCCGCAGGCUAGCUCAUCCUUCACGGCAGCCAAGCAGGUCCCCGUGAAAACAGCCAAGACCCAGGAGAUUCGUCGCUUCUCCACUCCGGCUCCCAUGCCAGCCUCCAGCAGCCUGGCACCCACCGUGCUUGUGCCCCGCUCAGCUACCACAUUGGAUGAGCCAGUGUGGAGAACAGAAACGGCCUCUUCUGCCCCUGCUACACCGGCGCCCUUCCAGGUGGAGCUCAGCCAGUCCCCUAAGCCAUACCAGAGCUCCCCAGAGCCUGGUCCGGCAGGCCAGGGGCCUUCUCCAAACCCAGCCUUGGCCUCUCGGUUUCAGGUGGCCAGGCCCAAAUUCUCAGCAGCAAGAACAGGGAUGCAGGCCAAUGUGUGGAGGCCGAGCUUUGGCCACCACUGAGGCAGGCACCCCUCCCAUCCCGUCCGUGGCCCCGCAGAGGUAGUGCUCAUUUUGUUUUUCAUGUCAGCUCAGUACAUUGGGAUGAGUGACACAAAAUGAAGAAAAGAGAAAAAAAAAAUUAUGCCCCUUCUGCACCACCCUCUCCCCCAGCCUCCCCUAGGUCUGAGAUGGGCAGCUUCAUGGCAAGGCUUACUGGCUGUGGCUACAGCAGGAAGAAGAAUGUGGAGAGAGGGCGCGUGUGUGGUACACAGAGACUGGGAACUUGCACGCAGCAGCAAAACCCACCUCUGGAGGGGGUGAAUGGCAGGGGUUGUCUCACGUGAGGACUUGUAGGUGGUAGUGACUUUCCUUUGCCAAGGUCUUUGGAGUCACACCUGAAUGGAGGGAGACUGGGGGGCAAGAGCUUUCCAGGAAGAAAGGGUCAGAGGUGGGAUUGCAGUACAGAAGCCCUAGCUUCCCCAUUAGACUGCUUUUCUCUGAGCCUGUCGGUCUGUACAUACGCACCUGUGUGCGCACACACACAUGCACACAGCAGCACUCAGCAGGGAGUGAAAGUAGAAGUGGGCCUUUGCCUUGGACACUUCUCCCGGACUCCCCUCUGGAGGGGCAUGGGAAAGGAGGCGAGAGAGCAGAGUGAGCAGGGGUGUUUGCGCAUGCACGCAUGGGCAGUGUGCCCUGCACAGGAGGGUGGCCGUGUGUGCCCAUUCCUCCAGUUACCAGGGCUGGGAGUAAAAGGGAGAGUCAUUCUAGCUGGUGCUAGACAUGGCUAUCAGGUCUGGGAGCAGUUUGCCAAAGAGGGGUGUUGAAUGGACUUGAUGGGGCUAUCACAAGCUGGAGGAACCGCAGAAGGAAGUAUCAAUUUUUCAGGAUACACAAAGUCAAAGCUAAGCUCAGGCAGUGGCUGGUUGGUGCAAGGAAGGUCAUGCAGUUUUAGUCCCACUGGAACAGGAUACAGAUGCUGUAAGUACAACGGAGGAUUGUGUGGAAGAAGGUACAAUUGGCUUUAAAAGGAGACAGGACUGAAUAUGCAUUUGCACAUCAUCUUUUUGUUUAGUUUAGGACAGAAGUGUGGCUAGAUUGGCAAUGGGCCAUGACAUAAAACUUGCUGAAAACUCUGUGAUGAGCUGGAAAAUGGAGCCCCUUUACAGACGCUCUCAGUAUGGAAAUGGAGGACAGAGAAACAGAAAGUCACAAGUAGAAUUUCAUACUAAAUGAUUUAAGUAUCCUUGGGGUCUACUUGGUAAGAACUGAAGUGCUCUGAGCAUCCCAGACGAUCUGCACUCUCACACACAUACAGAGCUCAGUUUGCUGGCGAUGCUGGGGAAACAGAACUGGUUAUUCCUCAAAUGUCCCAGGCUAGCCUUAAUCCCUACAGUAAAGGCAUGCAAGAAUAAAGCAUUCCCUUUCCCAAGGAAGAAUUCAGGAUAUUAGUAGGGACUGUGCAUGUGUGUGUGUGUGUCAUUUGUGCUCUGGUUUGCACACACACCUGCCAUUUGCUUUCUGCCUGUGCUCCCUUUUGCAGCAGCCACUUUUACAGUGUGAUCCCACAAGUACACCAAGAAAGCAUUGCUCCUGAAGCACUAGCUCACAAACACAGCAGAUGCCCCAGCUGCAGGGAAGGGGCUUGCCACCUCUUCCUGAGCAGGGGUUGCCCACCAUUUUGCUAGACCAUCAGGAAUGAGUACUGGAGGCAGAAUGAAGGUCUCAUAGCUCUGCUUGAGACAUGUCUCCAUCUCAUUAGACUUGCUCCUCUCCUUCAAGCAGAAGCCAUUCUCUGACUGGACUGAGCACAAACUUUGGAUGUACAAAACUGUAGGUUCUGGGGAGAAAAAAAGGCAUGCAAAUGGGGCUGAUGGCAAGUCUGUAAGCAGUGCAGCUAGUAUGGUUUCACACUAAGGCCAAGCCAACCUUCCUCCGCACAGCUGGAGCUUACAAUCCGUAGCUCUUUUCACGAAAGCUGGGGGCUCUACUUUUUGUUGGAGGCUCUAAAGUGCUUCUCUGUGAGCACCUGGAGAUUUUGCAUGUGUGCUCUCCCACAAAGAAAAAGAAGGCUGGAGAGCCUAGCUAACAUCUCUAGCCCCAGACAAGCUUGGGAGGGAGAGAAUGAGAGAAAAGGAAAAGUAAUACACAGUCCUGCUUUUGAAUCCUUCACACUCUGGCUGGGCUUGUUCCGCAGGCCUGUGUUUGCAGUGCACGUUCCUGGGGGCCCUGAAACAUAGGAUGAGCAUGCUGAGGAGGGAGGAGGACAGCACUUACACCUCACUUGGCAGACUAUCAGCCAUGGGAGAGGACAGAGAGAAGACUUUUGGGAAUGCCUUGAGUUAAUGAGCAAAGGGGUGGCUGAGCCAGAAGAGGUGCUGCACCUGGUUGUAUGACAUAAGGAGCAGCCGAUCUGAACUGAUGAGGUGAUUGUAUGUGUUCCUGGAAAGCCCCAGAGGGGAGGUCUUAGGACAAGUUGUCACCACGGAGUUAACUCAGAUCACCAGAAUCCACUUAGCUCUGGUGUAGGGGAGCAGCCAUGCUACAAAACUUAACCUGGAUGAUUGCUUUCUCACUCAUCCUCUGCAGCAUUGCAUUGCCAGUGUUUCUGGAAAAAAAUCCUGUGUGCUGUAGCAAGCUGAACCUCUGUGAUUCUUCCCAAACAUGGAAGGAGGAGUCUUCUAUUCUUCUAGGAAAGCUGUGGGAAGGAACUCAAGGACUAGCAUUGCUCCAAAGGCUUCGUGUCUAGCCUCCUUGUGGAGUGCUGUCUGUCACUGGCUAGUGAUUUUAGCCACUAGCCUUAGACAGAUAAGCUAGCUGAGGUUGAGAGCAUUACUGAACUCAGGUGUAGAGAGGGGUUGUGUGGACCAGCGAGAGGAUGCUCAAGAUAAUUAUACAGUGAAGAAAUAACCUCAGAAAGUCUGAAUCUUACUCCAGUGUCCCUUUCCCUCAGGCCCCUAAAGGUAAGUGCUCUCAGGGCCUGAGUGUCUCAGGAAAUUCAUUUUACCACUGGAAAAAAGAGAGGUCUGGCCUUAGCAUGUAUGGGAGAUUGCAUGUGGUUAGUAUUUCAGUGGUCCCACUCCAGAUUUCUGGCAGACACUGAUGCAAGCCAAGGAGUGAUGGCCAAACACUGUUGAAUGUUAGAUGUCAGGACCCAAGUGAGUGGAAUAACUGCAUUAGGCCCAUCGUUUCUGAUACUGUAAUGGGCAGGAGAUGAAAAAAGUUAGGUCUCAUUGGAGAGUGAAUAUUAAACAUCAGAGCAAGGAAAAGAACCAGGAGGCUAGGGAUCCUGCAUUUCAUUUCUAACAUCCUUGGUUCAAAGCUACGUUUAGAAGCAAAGCCGAAGUAGUUUGAUGGAUCUCAGCCCCUCCUGAUCUUUUCUGCAUCCUAUGCUGACACAGGACUUGAUCUGCAGAAGCAGAGGGUGUUGCAGAUGAGGCCUACAGUGCUUGUGGCAUAUCCCAAAUAAGGUCUGUGUCUGCAAGUAGUGUGAGAUGAGAAAUAAUACUGAGACGCAUCUGCUAAGCUAUAAGGAAGAAACCUGCACUACUGCUGGCUUCAUGCCGCUCUGCUAGUAUCUGCUCAUGAAAAUAUUGUGGCUGGCCUGUUAGAAAGGUCACAGGUGAGGUUACGAGGAAUACUUUUGAAUCGUAUAAGUUUGUCUUGAGCCUGUCCAAAUUUCUAAUUCCUCAGCUGUUGAACAAGCACAGACAUAAACAGUUAUUUGACAAGUUUUAGCUCCCACCUGCUAAGGUAUAAGCUGCAGUGGUAGGCCGAACCCCAGUGUCCCCUUGUUAAGCAUUUGAAGAUGUCUGCUUGGGCUCUGAUUUAAAACUGCCUAUCAUCCCUCUUCUCUAGCAUGCUGCAGGUUACACAUUGCAGCUAUGGCAAUUCUGGGGGUUGAUCUUUGCUUCAGAAGUAUCAGUCCUUUCCCUCUGAAUAUAUGGGAACAGUUGCCAAAGAUAACCUCAAGAUCCUGCAGCAGCUGAGAGGAACAAUCUCGGAAGAGACUGGUGUGAUGAGGAGUCACUGAUCGCCAGACAUGAGCACAGUGCAAGCCAAGAUUGUCCCUCGGAAAGAAUAUGGUCCCUUUCUGCUAUAAUAUCCAGCAUCCCCUACCAGACCCUCUUCCUAGAAGAGACUCAUCAGUGCUCUGAAAAUGGCAGCCCAGCAGCAGUGCUCUAUCUGGUGGAAGAUGUGACCCAAGAAGAACAGAGUUGGCAUCUUUGUUUAUGGAAAUACUUUUUUUGUUUUCUGUUUUGUCUUUUCUUUUUUUUCCCCAAUUUACAGUCACUUUCUAUUUGUUUGUGCAGAAGAAUAAACUUGUGAUACGCACUUUA
This is a messenger RNA of Gavia stellata (red-throated loon), 7754 nucleotides long. RefSeq names its product synaptopodin 2 like (gene SYNPO2L). Lineage: Eukaryota; Metazoa; Chordata; Aves; Gaviiformes; Gaviidae. The transcript is spliced from 4 exons. The record is from RefSeq and is a predicted model, not a curated record. The coding region runs from base 142 to 3435 and encodes 1097 amino acids. Gene Ontology annotation, molecular function: actin binding. Gene Ontology annotation, biological process: positive regulation of actin filament bundle assembly. Gene Ontology annotation, cellular component: Z disc; actin cytoskeleton; nucleus.